AUGCAGGAGAACGCCUUCCUCAGCGACUUCUUCGGCUGCAAUGGUUUCCUUCCACUCGCUACCCCAAGUCAUAUUCGGGAGACGAUGGUGAAGAUCAUGUUACCCCCCGCCUCCUCUCAGCAGCCAGUCCUUGGGGACGACUGUGACGAGGGAGGGCACUACUUCGAAGCAGUCGCUCGGGGGGGUGAUCUGAGCAAGACCUCGGCAGGAAACCGGCUGCCUAUGGAUCCGUCAGCGUGCACGUUCUGGUGUGCAGUUGCUCUCGGGGCGCUCGCAAAGGGCAGCCCGAUCGAAUCGGUGACGAGCUAUGCCCGGCUGGCACAAGCAGCGCUUGCCAAUAGCAACUCCGACCCCGCAGACACCGAGGUCGCAAAGGCAUGGGUAAUUCUAGCUAACCUGCACGGUUUCAUGGGGGACAUGGAGGGGUUCGAGAAAUACCUGGCUCUUUCGGACUCUUUCGUGACAAGUUCUAUCGAGGAAGGGUCCACAGAUGCGCUUCCGGUGGGGUUUGCCGAGAUUGUCAAGUUCAAAGAGUUCGCCAACGCUUCCUGUGGAGAGUGGCCGCUGGAGUGUUUUUCUGUCCAAGAAAACAAUCCUCCUCCUCAGUUGAGCGUGGUUGCCACCGAAGCCGAGCUGUAUCAAUACGUCGCUCAAUCCUGCAGAGCGUUUGAGAGAGCGGUCUACACGACAGCGACCGAGCAGAGCGCGAGGGGGGGCGACAUGUGCGACUCUGAGUCUCAUGGCAGGCCAGAUGGGGUACGCCCUUCACCACAAGACUUCAUGGCUGGGGAUCUGUCCAACGCAAUGGGGGUGUUGUUGGAGAACGGGAGUUGUAUCCAUUUUGAACCGCUUGAAGAAGCGGUCGACCGACCAAGCAUUCGUGGGGGAAUCGGCGCCCUUCUCAUCAAUGGAAUCCUCGUCUUCGAAAAGGCGGCGAAAGGCGAUCUGCGUGCUACCCUGGAGAGGAUCGGUCGAUGCAUCGAGGUUCUUGAGCGAUAUCCUGGCUUGUGUCGCUGCAUGAUCGGGUGCCACAUGACGCACAUGAUGCUGAUAUGUCUCGUAGCGGCCGGCGAUUCGAGCGCACGAGCGAUGUACGACAGGGUUCGGGGGGCGUUUAACUCUCAUCGUCCUUCUGGUUACCUGCCUGUGCCCCCUUUCGAGGAGUGGUGCGGAGUGGACGCCUUCUGCGAUCAUCGUUGCUGCAGAGCCAUUGAGGGCCUUGUCAAGAGCGGAAACAUGAGGGCUUUCUCGGCGGCACCCGUUGACGGCAUCGAUAUCUGUGAUGAGCGAAGGGGCACGGGUAGCGUCAUAGACGACGAUGUUCUUCAUGGCCACGGACACACCGAGCAUGAGAUACUGCCGGCCCCCAACAACAUUCCUGGAACGAUCGUCGGCACUGCCCCCGUGUGGUCUACUAACAGGGGUGCUGAGGGUGACAUGAGAUCCCUUCCCCCGCCUACACAACCACCGGCUUUUUCUCCGGUAUCAUCGAGUCAUGCGUGCUGUCAGGACGAGCCAAUCCGGUGGUUGGCAGAAAGUAGUGAGGCGGAUGGAAAGAUAGAGCAUAUGGAUGAAGACGACGUUGCCGAAGAAGAUUGGCUGGAUGCAGCUCGUGCCAUAUCAGAUGCAGAGGAAACCGCGUGA
Ectocarpus siliculosus is the source of this 1644-nucleotide messenger RNA. NCBI's taxonomy places the organism in Eukaryota, Phaeophyceae, Ectocarpales, Ectocarpaceae. The record is from the annotation of a GenBank genome assembly.